GUGGAGGCGACUGUGUGGAGAGCGCGUCUUGACUCAGCACUUGGAUUCGGCUCCUUCAUUUCCAACAUGGAAGAAACUUACAUCGAUUCCCUGGACCCUGAAAAGCUAUUACAAUGUCCCUAUGAUAAAAACCACCAGAUCAGAGCCUGCAGGUUUCCUUAUCAUCUUAUCAAGUGCAGAAAGAAUCAUCCUGAUGUCGCAAACAAAUUGGCUACUUGUCCCUUCAAUGCUCGCCAUCAGGUUCCUCGGACCGAAAUCAGUCAUCAUAUUUCAAGCUGUGAUGACAAAAGUUGUAUAGAGCAAGACAUUGUCAACCAAACCAGGAACCUUGGACAAGAGACUCUGGUUGAGAGCACAUGGCAGUGCCCUCCUUGUGAUGAAGACUGGGAUAAAGAUUUGUGGGAACAGACUAGCACCCCAUUUGUCUGGGGCACAGCCAACUACUGUGGCAAGAACAGCCCUGCAAGCAACAUAGUUAUGGAACAUAAGAGUAACCUGGCUUCAGGCAUGCGCGUUCCCAAGUCUCUGCCGUAUGUUCUGCCAUGGAAAAACAAUGGAAAUGCACAGUAACUGAAUAUCUCAUCAAAUGACUGAACCUAGAAGACUCUUGCUUCUUCCUGCUAUCAGUGGGUUCUUCAUUUUUCUCCUAAUCUAAUUAUAGAAAGAUAAACUGUCUGUGACUUUCAAACUGACAGAUGCCUUUUUUUUCUCUCCCCCCUUUUGAGUCCUCAUUUGAUGCAAGAAAGAGUCCGCAUAGUUUUAAAACUAUUUCACAUAAACCAUUGAUGUAGAUAGCUU
This is a messenger RNA of Myotis lucifugus (little brown bat), 798 nucleotides long. RefSeq names its product gametocyte specific factor 1 (gene GTSF1). Bases 67 to 570 code for a protein of 167 amino acids. The record is from RefSeq and is a predicted model, not a curated record. Lineage: Eukaryota; Metazoa; Chordata; Mammalia; Chiroptera; Vespertilionidae. The transcript has 9 exons.